GUUACUGAAUCGAAGACAAAAAAAUUGGGUCGUAAAGGAAGCACAUCCUCUACCUCCUCCUCCUCCUCUAGUUCAAUGCUGGACCCACUCAGCAGCGUCCUGGAUGGCACAGAUCCCUUAUCCUUGUUUGCAGCUACUGCUGAUCCACUGCUGACCAUGACGAUGGAUAAUGCCAGGAAGAAGCGAGAUAAAGAUGAGAGUUUGUCUGUGGGAAAUGACUUUGAACCUUGGUCAAGCAAACGUGGUGAAAUCCUGGCACGCUACACAACAAAUGAGAAACUGUCCAUAAAUUUAUACAUGGGAUCUGAAAAAGGAAAAGCCUCAACUCCUGGAUCCGCCGUUUCAGAGAAAGUACGAACCAGACUAGAAGAAUUGGAUGAUCUCGAAGAGGGUUCCCAAAAAGAAUUGCUAAACUUAACCCAGCAAGACUACACGAACCGGAUUGAAGAACUCAACCAAUCCUUGAAGGAUGCCUGGGCCUCCGAUCAGAAAGUCAAAGCCCUUAAGAUUGUUAUCCAGUGUUCUAAACUUCUUUCAGAUACAACCGUGAUUCAGUUUUAUCCCAGUAAAUUUGUCUUAAUAACAGACAUUCUUGAUACCUUUGGUGAGUAUAGAGCGUACUGUAUUUUUUUUUUUCUAUUUUAAAAAACCGAUCAUAAGUCACUUUUUUUCAAUAAUUUUACUCCUGAAAGUGUGAAUGAUACCGCCAAAGAAACCUGCUUAAACUGGUUUUUCAAGAUUGCGUCCAUCCGAGAACUCAUCCCAAGAUUUUAUGUGGAGACAUCGAUACUGAAGUGCAACAAAUUUCUUUCCAAAACGGGGAUUUUGGAAUGUCUCCCCCGAUUGACUUCCCUGAUCCGAGGAAUUGGUGAUCCUUUGGUGGCUGGCUACGCUAGAGCAUACCUCUGCAGGGUUGGGAUGGAAGUAGCUCCCCAUCUGAAGGACAGCCUCAACAAGAACUUUUUUGACUUCCUUCUAACCUUUAAGCAAGUUCAAGGGGAUACAGUCCAGAACCAGCUGGUGGCCCAGUGUGUGGAGGUUCCAUUGUAUCUAACACUUUAUUCCCCGGCAAUUGAUUGGAUUCUACAAUGCAUCGCUUACCGAGCUGCGGAGGCCUUGUUGACCGAGAUGAUGGAGAGAUGCAGGAAGUUAGGCAACAACGCCUUGCUCUUGAAUUCCGUAAUGUCUGCCUUCAGAGCUGAAUUUAUUGCUGCAAGGGCGAUGGAUUUUAUUGGCAUGAUCAAAGAGUGCGAUGAAUCAGGAUUCCCCAAGCAUCUUCUCUUCUGCUCCCUGGGACAAAACUUAGCCUUAGCUGACCCACCAGAAAGUGACCGUCUUCAAAUCUUAAAUGAAGCCUGGAAAGUUAUUACCAAGUUAAAGAGUCCACAGGAUUAUAUCAAUUGUGCAGAAAUCUGGAUGGAAUAUACUUGCAGGCAUUUUACG
This is a messenger RNA of Thamnophis sirtalis, 1443 nucleotides long. The record is from RefSeq and is a predicted model, not a curated record. Lineage: Eukaryota; Metazoa; Chordata; Lepidosauria; Squamata; Natricidae.